ACAAAAGUGUCUCUCCGUUCAAUCCUUUUGGGCAGCUGGAGAACAUUUUAAGGGAGAAACCAGCUUACGCUCAGUUGAAUACGGACUGCACUGACUACUAAUAGUAUUUGGCAAUCUGCUGUAUACAUUAUCCUUUAUUAGCCGAAGUAAUAUGGAAGCGCUUUUAACGUGCAGCGUUUGUAAAAAGCUCUUGGAUGAACCGAAGACUCUUUCUUGCUUCCAUUCGUUCUGUAAAAAAUGCCUCGCGGGAUAUAUUGCAACUGAACGCGAGAAAGCUCAAAAGAAACCUGGAGCUCGGGAUCGUCUCAACUGUCCUAGGUGUAGAACUAAAUUUGAACCUGAGGAAAGCGAUGGCAGGGAACGAACUGCGCCGGCAAAUUGUUUCAUUAAUAACAUGUUGGAAAUACAGCAGCAAACACCGGGGUUUUCUUGUGAAUCUUGCGAAGCUCAAAGGCCGGUCACAUGCAGAUGUAUUGAAUGCGAACGCUUUUUGUGCGAGGACUGCUUGAAAACACAUAAUAAUUGGCAAGACUUCGAACAACAUGUUGUGCUGACAUUAGAAGAAUUGACAAAACCUGAGAACCAAAACAAAGCAAAAAACAAGCCUGGUCUUUGCCAGAAGAAAGGACACGGAAAUAAACCAUACGAGUUUUAUUGCGACACCUGUCAGGAACUUGCUUGCAUUAACUGCGUUUUAUUGGAUCAAUCAGGACCUGGUCAUAAUUGUCAAUCGACCGAUAUACUUGCCGAGGAAAAGAAGAAAUCUUUGAAAACAACUUUCGAUAUCUUACAGAAGACGUCAGGCGAAGUCAAAAGUUCCUUAGAGGAAAUAGAUCAGGCAACCAAGGAUCUUGACCGCAACACGAAAAGUGCUAAAGAUUUGGUAGAGGAACAAAAGAAGGCAAUCUUGCAGGAGUUAACCACGAGAGUAGAAGAGAAAACAGAUAUUUUGCUUUGUAGAAUUGACAAAAAAUAUCAGCAUGUGAAACAAAAACUAUUGGAACAAAGUGACGAGGUUAACGCCUAUAACGAGAGGGUGAAUGGUUCGCUGGAUUUUGCGAAGAAUGUUAUCGAAAAAGCGAAUAAUGAAGAAAUCGUUUUGCUUUGCGCUAAAAUCCAGGCCUCCACCGACGAUAUCAAGAAGGAAUGCCCAGAAAUGAUGGAACCAAUUCAUGAUGGCGGCAUUGAAUAUCAGCCAGAACCAAUCGAAACUGUUCUUUGCGAUGUGAAGCUAAAUGUUCUAGGAAAUAUGGAUUGUAGUCAUUGGCGACUUGAUGAUCCUGUGCUGCAGUCCUUGUGUGAUGGAUCAUACAUCUUGGAUAAAAACAUUGAACAUGCGAAGCAACUUGUAGAGUGGAUGGAAGAUAAGAGGUUUGGUUGGCACCUUCGUUAUCGAGCUUCGCGUGAUGGUUGGGAAGCAGAAAAGUUUCAUAAAAAGUGUGACAAUGUCGGACAUACAUUGACCUUGGUGAAAUGUGGAACCAACAUCUUUGGUGGCUUUACUGAUCAAAGCUGGGAAGCACAAGACAUGUUUGACUACAAACGUUCAAACUCCUCAUUCCUGUUUUCUCUUGAAAAUAAUGAAGACAAUAUGCGGGCUUUUAAGUGUCCGAUCAAGAGAAAUCAAAAAGAAAAAGCCAUCUGUUGUAAUCGCAACUGGGAAGUGGUCUUCGGUGGUGGUCACGAUUUGUACAUCAGUCCAAAUGCCAGCAUGAACAAACAUUCAUACAGCAACCUUGGGGUCACAUACCAACUACCUUUCGGAUAUAAACCUGGAACUUCAAAGGCCAGAUCUCUUCUGGCAGGCAGCGAAGAAUUCUUACCAUCAGAAAUUGAAGUUUUCAGCAGACGAAGGCUUUCAACCAUGACUCGAUGUCAGACAACAACUCCGUGAGAUUCCUGCACCAGUCGAUCCAUUGUUAAUUCAUUUCCGGGCACUUGUGAGGAACAUCUCAGAAGGACAGUGAAGAUAUUGGAAAGCAUUCCAGACCACACGAAACGAUUUGCCAGACCCGAGUCUUCUAUAUGCGGACUACAGUACAGACCUUUGCUUUUAUAUACAAUAAAAUUUACAACAAAUUUAGUACAGACCUUUUAAUCUUAAUCCAAUCCAGUGAAUGACUAAGGCUAUGUAAUAAUUCAAAAUCAUGUAAACCAAAGUUCCAGUAUUUGAGGAUAGCAAAAACAUUAGUCUUAGAAGGAAGUCGACACUGACGACAGGUUUUAAUUUUGCCAAAAAGUCUAUUUGUAGAUAGGAAAGCAUUUAUUUUAAAUUAAUAUAACAAUUAAUAAGUUGAUAAUUUCAGGAAUAAUUAUGAGGAUGAUAGAAAAUUAAUAUAAACUAUGUCACUUAAGCUCUAUGAGAGAAUAA
Molecule: messenger RNA, 2371 nt
Organism: Dendronephthya gigantea
Lineage: Eukaryota; Metazoa; Cnidaria; Anthozoa; Malacalcyonacea; Nephtheidae
Product: E3 ubiquitin-protein ligase TRIM33-like
Exons: 5
Coding region: 152-1894 (580 amino acids)
Biological process (GO): positive regulation of DNA-templated transcription
Cellular component (GO): nucleoplasm; chromatin
Molecular function (GO): ubiquitin-protein transferase activity; zinc ion binding
Source: RefSeq, a predicted model, not a curated record